Molecule: messenger RNA, 5748 nt
Organism: Cadophora gregata
Lineage: Eukaryota; Fungi; Ascomycota; Leotiomycetes; Helotiales; Ploettnerulaceae
Gene: RIM15
Product: rim15, signal transduction response regulator
Exons: 2
Coding region: 1-5748 (1915 amino acids)
Biological process (GO): phosphorelay signal transduction system; peptidyl-serine phosphorylation
Cellular component (GO): cytoplasm; nucleus
Molecular function (GO): protein serine/threonine kinase activity; ATP binding
Source: RefSeq, a predicted model, not a curated record
AUGGAGGAAGAAAAUAGUAUGCUGGCACCACCAGUUGUCGUGCAGCUGCGGGCACAAGCUGGUGGUCAGAUGGAGCGCUCUCUGAGUGCGGAUAUUCGGGAGGAGAGAGAGGACCUGCGAGAGGCCGCGGAGCAAACACUCAACGUGAUCAUGGAUCUGGGACUAAAUGGAAAUAUUAGAUGGGUAAGCCCCUCUUGGACUGAUGUUAUCGGCACCAGUUUCGAGUCGGUGCAAGGAAAGCCAAUCAAAGACCUGCUAGUCAGCGAGAACAAGGAGGCUUUUUCGGACAUAGUGGAGUCUAUGAAGAAAGAUGAUUCACGCAGUCAAAUAGUCCGUUUCAGUGUGCAGCUGGGACCUGCCUCCAAGUUGGCUCCCAUCGACACUCUCAUGGCCGAGACGGACGAGGAAUUGGCGGCAGCACAGCGUGAACCCGCGACGAUUGAGCUGGAGGGACAAGGCAUCAUGGUUUACGACCGAACAUCUGGAGGAGAGAGUCACACAAUGUGGAUGAUCAGACCCUGGAUCGCCCCUCGCGAAAUCCAAAUCGACUUACCUGCUGUAAUUGUCGAUUCUCUCGGUUCCGGAGCAGAGGUCCUGGCAAGUCAUCUUACGACAUUAGCUGAAGCUGGGUUGGAGGAUCCGGGAAAUCAUGCCCCCCCUCUUCCUGUUCUUUGUCGGAUUUGCGAACGGCAAAUUCCUCCAUGGUGGUUUGAGAAGCAUACAGAGCUAUGUCUGCAGGAGCACAAAGCUGAGAUGGAAGUUCAGAUGUGCCAAGAAAACCUUACAGAGCACCGUCACGCCAUUGUGAAAGUGCUCGAUGCUCUUGAAGCUCGCAAAUCACGACCUAUUGCUGGCGACCAACCUGCUUUGACACCUCCCCAGGCCGAAUACAAGGGCAUGCCCAUUGGUCCCGGCUCCUCCACAUCUUCCUCCGGAACCGCAUCUCCAGGUACACCUGCUGAUCGAUCGAGGGAUCCUUCCAGGUCUGGCUUCGGCCAUGCGCGAGCCAGAUCCUUUGCUGUUCGAAGACCCCAAGCAAGGAUUGUCGAACUACUCCUUGAUCUUUGCGAUACUGCUCUUGAGAUUAGCACGCCCGCUAUCAAAGAAGCCUCUGCUCAUGCUCCUGGCGAGUUUCGCACGCAAUCUCCUCAAUCUGAAUCCCGUAUAUCGCAAGUGAUGCAAUGGCAAUCUCCUACUAAUAAUACGCUAGAGCAAGAACAGGGCUUGUCUGUACUUUGCCAGGAUAGCGAGAGAGCAGCCAAAGGAAAGGUCGAGGCUGUUUUACGCCACCGCAGAAUCAUCGAAUACUCCGAGCGUAUCCGUAUCGAGUUCUCGGUUAUUGUUCAAGAUUGUAUCGAUGAGGCCAUGCGAAAGGCUGCUAAGAUUGCUGCCGGUCAUCUUACAGACUCCGAUGACGAGACAGAGAGAAUCCCUGCGAAUGAUGAAGGAUUCUUCAGCGGCUCUUUUGAUGGGCCUUCUUCAUUAGCAGCCGCUCUUCGAGAAGCUGAAUUGGGUCGUAGUGGAGCACGGCGAAUUUCGUCAACUGCGAUUUCGACCAGAUCGAGCAGCCCCAAGGAGUGCCCAACACCGCGAUCGCAUACUGGCCAGCACAGCAUCUUAUCGCAGUCUCAGGAUUCUCGUCGACAAUCUCUAUUCUUUGAGAGUGAUGCAGGUGCAGAAAGUGAUACGAGUCAUCGGUCGUCAUCAUUGAUGUCCCGACCUACCCGCACAGAAUCUCCUGUCUCCGAAUUUGGUGAUCUUAGACGUGCUGCGAGCUCUCGUCAACGACAUCGGCGAAGUAUUAUCCUUCCUGGAACAACAUCUCCUCACAGGCAAGAAUCUCCUGUCCGGAUCCCGCAACCGUCUUCGCCGCUCCGCAUUUCAAAGCCUCGAGGUUUGCCUAUUGCUCAUGAAGGAGUUGUCUCCCCUACAGCAUCGCCGAUGCUUCCGGGAAGCGAAUUUACCUCACCAGCGCUUAUUCCCAAUCACCAGCACCAUCAUAGACGGCAGUCAUCAGCUGCUGGCUCGGACCCCUCACGGCAACCGCCAUCCCCUCGACUCAAUUCUGUCAGUGCACCGCAAGCUCGAGCGGUACCACCAUCCAUUAAGGACUUCGAGAUCAUUAAACCAAUCAGUAAAGGUGCAUUUGGUAGUGUCUAUCUAGCCAAGAAGAGAUCUACCGGUGACUACUAUGCCAUCAAAGUCUUGAAAAAGGCAGACAUGGUUGCAAAGAACCAAGUCACCAAUGUCAAAGCAGAGCGUGCUAUCAUGAUGUGGCAAGGUGAAAGCGAUUUUGUUGCGAAACUGUACUGGACCUUUUCCAGCAAGGAUUAUCUCUAUUUGGUCAUGGAGUAUUUGAAUGGUGGAGAUUGUGCGUCUCUCAUCAAAGUUCUCGGCGGCCUGCCAGAAGAUUGGGCGAAGAAAUACCUGGGCGAAGUUAUUUUAGGUGUUGAGCAUCUUCACAAUCGCGGAAUUGUUCAUCGAGAUCUCAAACCUGACAAUCUUCUCAUUGACCAGAAAGGUCAUUUGAAAUUAACUGAUUUCGGUCUCUCGCGAAUGGGCCUGAUUGGUCGCCAAAAGCGGGUUCUCAACAGUUCCACAAAUGAUUCUGCCCCAGAUCUUCUAAAGCAAGGCCCAUUUGCGCGGACAAUGUCCAUUAGCUCAUCACGGUCAACCUCAUUUGAUUUUCAAGGCCAUCACUCACCAGGAUCUACACCUCAGAUGACUCCAGACCUUGCUGGUGGGCUGGCGACUCCAUCAUACUUCGCCCUGAGUCGUGAGAACACCCUGAACAAAGAGUCUCGCCGUGCUUCCGGCCGUAGCGACUCCGGUGGCAGUGAUGCUUUAAAUCAAAUGUUCAGCAGCUUUUCUCUCAACGAUAGUCAAGCCCAACACAUGAUGAACCAGAGACGGAGUCCUAUUGAAGAAAUGAGCGAGAAUGAAGGAACCGUCUCUCCCGACCUUCCAGCUCUGCACCCGACAACCAGCCAAACAAGUUCAGACAUGCGUAGUACGCCACCACAGACCAGUAUGAUGCCACCCCCAAUGGCGUUGUUUGAUCCUGAUGAUAGCAAUCGUCGUUUCGUCGGCACUCCAGACUAUCUUGCGCCCGAGACUGUGAAUGGUGUUGGCCAGGACGAAAAUAGUGAUUGGUGGUCUGUUGGUUGUAUUCUGUUCGAGUUCUUGUAUGGAUAUCCACCAUUCCAUGCACCGACGCCGGACGAAGUUUUUGAAAACAUCCUCGCUCGCAGAAUCUCUUGGCCUGAUGAUAACGAUUUUGAAGUGUCCCCAGAGGCAAAAGACUUGAUGAACAAGCUUCUCUGCCUCAACCCGCGGGAAAGGCUUGGAGCCAAUACUGAUGACAAGUUUUCUUGCGGCGGCGACGAGAUUCGAAACCAUCCGUGGUUCGACGGCACGCAAUGGGAUAAGCUCCUGGAGGACGACGCACAAUUCGUCCCGGCGCCUGAAAAUCCAGAAGAUACUGAAUAUUUUGACUCUCGCGGUGCUACCUUACAAUCGUUUGCAGAGGAGAUGGAAGAUCAGACCUCACCACAGCCUUCGACGGCAGGUACUGAAUACCAUGAACGCCCUCAUGAUGCGCUGUCUCGUGUACGGUCUCAAGUCAAUUCGAUCAAGCGUGGCUUGAUGCCUUUGCAUAUCCCACCCCAUGUCCGCGAUAUGAAGAGUCGCAGACUCAGCGAACCUGUAAUUGCGGAUGACUUCGGGAAUUUUGCGUUCAAGAAUUUGCCGGUUCUGGAGAAGGCGAACAAAGACGUCAUACAAAAACUUCGCGCUGAGGCUCUAGCUGCACAGAAUAAACAAAAUGCUACGAGCCCAAGUGGCCCAGGACCAAACAACGCAACUUCACCGGGACCAGUCUUGGAAGGAAGUCCUAUCCUGCCAAUGCCCAUCCAGCGGACACUCUCAAAUGCCAAAGCUACCGCCAGACCAUCUUCACCAUCAGGAUUCAGCCAGUCAAAUUCGUCGCCGAGCAGAGCGUCCCAGCCUUCAUCGCCACUUCUCGUUUCUUUUGUUGCCGGCCAGAAUGGUGAGGGUCGCCGCAAGACAUCGAGCACUUCCUCCAGUCUGUCGCAUCAAUCCAACAAUUCAUUAGCACCUGGGAGCUUCUUCGACGGACCAAGACUUCCGUCUAGUCUUCAAAAGGCCUCCUCAGCGGUCUCGUCACCCAUUAAGACUCGAGGAGGAGCACCACCACCACCAUUGGCACUGUCACCUCAAAAGAUUUCGACACCAAGACAAGCCAGUAGCUCUUCCACGAGAGCUCGGUCGCAAACUGUUGGCUCGCAGGAAGGCAGCCCAAUACCUGCCGAUCUCUUCUCGCACCGCAAGCGACGCAGCCAAGUUUUCGAUAUGUCGCCAUCGUCAUCGGACAACGAAGGCGAUAAGGCCAACGCCCUUCUUCGUGUUCAACGUCGUCGCCAAAGUUCUCGCAGGAUGUCUCAAAUCACCUUGGCCGAUGGGCCAGCUUUCCGUCCUCUAGAUGUUCUCAUCUGCGAAGAUCAUCCCGUGUCACGAAUGGUGAUGGAGAAACUAUUGGAAAAAUUACGGUGCCGGACUAUCACUGUGGCGAACGGAGCGGAGGCCAUGCGAUAUGCUAUGAGUGAGAUCAAAUUCGACAUUAUCAUGAUGGAAUUUAAGCUGCCUCAAAUCAAUGGAGCAGACGUUGCUCGAAUGAUUCGUGACACCAAGAAUGCCAAUUCUGCCACUCCAAUAGUUGCAGUCACUGGCUAUCUCAAAGAGCUACAAGCACCUCAUCAUUUUGAUGCUUUGAUUGAAAAGCCUCCAACGACUUCAAAGUUAACAGAUGCCAUGUGCAGAUUGUGUCAGUGGAAGGCCCCAUCACCUGGUCAAAUUACAUCGAACCCACUGGGCUACCCUCAACCUUCCGGCUUGCGACAGGAGAGUCUUCGACUGGAAGAUAGCCCAACUUCAAAUGGGUCUCUGAGCUACUCUCAUAUGCCUGGUAGCUACAGAGGUUCCAGUCGAGCGGAUUCCAGAGGCUCUAGCCUCUUUGGAGACUCGGGGUCUCUUGCGAACGAGGACGUUCAUGUUGUCAUCAGUCGAAAAGCCACAGGCGAUUGGGAUGAUGCAUCUGGUCUCGGAAUAAGCAACGAGGAGGCAAUGCUCGACUCUCGCAAUCUUCCAAAGGCACUACCUCCGCACCUUCUUCACGAGGAGUCUGCACCAGGGCGGAUGGAGGCUACUCAUAAGCUUCCAAUCCGUCAACGAUCUACAGAAAAGAUGAGGAUGAAGCGGGAGUCUCUGGAGAAGCACCGCCGGGAGUGUGCUGAGUCGGCUGAAUCGGGAGAUGACGAGGAUGAAGUCCUGGGGGACGUGUCGGUGCGUGAGAAGACCAGCCCUAAAGGUGCCCAGAAGACACACCGAGGAUCCAAGCUCAGCACGGAAAUGAUGAGAACAAACAGUCGUGGCAGCGUCGUCUCGAGUUCGGACGCGACAGCCUAUGCUGACACCAUCGAACCACCUCCUACAGUUGCUGAAGAAGCUCCUUUGGCGUCUGAAAUCAGCGGCGCAAGCUUAACUCCACCGGAAGUUUUCACCACUCCGGGUGAGAAUGUCAUCAAUAUUGACUUGAACGAAACUCCCAAGCCAUCUGCUUCCCAAAGAAACCCGAUGGACGUUGAUCAAACGCCACGACCGUCUACAGCGUCACAUCGGUCAGAUUACAUGAUGUGUAAGAGCAAUAGUGGAGACGGCCAACCAUUAUAA